AUGUCGGAAGUAAAAUCGCGGCCAUCGGCUCCAAGAGGUCGAGGCUCCGGUCGAGGUCGCGGAGGCUACAGCAGUCGAGGUGGUCGAGGCGGCAGUCGACAAGCAAACGGACACAAAGAAGAGAUCCCUACAGAAAUACCCUAUGAAGACGAAGGAGAGCUUGGAGACCUAAAGAAGAUGUAUGCCCCUAAGCUCAGCACGAUCAAAGAAAUGUUCCCAGACUGGACCGACGAGGACCUCGUUUUCGCAUUGCAGGAGACUAACGGUGAUCUGGAGGGGACCAUUGAUCGAAUCUCCGAGGGUAACAUUUCUCAAUGGGGCGAGGUGAAGAAGAAGACCAAAGAACGAUCUCAGUCAAAGGCCAAAGAGCCAUCAUCCGGCGCGGAGGUCUCGACCUCAGCUCGCGGUGGACGUGGAAGAGGUGGAUUUGAGAGCGUGCGCGGCGGUCGAGGCCGUGGCUCAGACCGUGGCAGAGGGGCACCGCGCGGCGGCAGAGGUGCUUCUGCAGCCAACGGCGUGCGUAGUACAAGCGCCGGCAAGACCAACUCAAUCCCUGCAGGGAAUACAUCCGAAUUAGACACACCGGUCUCAGAUGGUGCAACUGCUGGUUGGGAACAGCCAGCAGCAGACAGCACACCGAUGGAAUCAUCCUGGGAGAACAUCUCGGCAGAUGUAGCACCUACACCACCAGUCGAAGAGGUUAAGCCACCCUCGAAGCCUGAUGGUACUCGUAGCUGGGCUAGCAUGUUCAGCAAGCCUGCCCCUGCCCCUGCCCCACCCAAGGCACCUCGCGCAGUCCCGAGCCAUGAUGCCCCUGUUCAGCCACCAAUUACGUCCACAUUGAUUCCCGAGGACACGAGUAUGCCUGGGCUACCGCCACCUGUAACGGUGAAUGAGACAUCGGAAAUCCCAAACACUCCUCCAACAUCUGACUUGGCAGCCUCCGAGCCACCUGCCAAUAUUACCCCUUCGAAGGAUGAAUUGACGGAGACAAACCUCGAACAGGUCCUCGAUGCUUCUGGACCUCCACCGUCAGCCACUGCAGCCAGUACAGUGGCGAGCACCAUAGAUCCACAAAAUGGAGCAGGUGGUGCCACUCCCCUUCAUCCGUCUCAGCAAAAAUCAGGUUCGCGGCCUCCACUUGGCGGUUUUGCCACGAGUGCAUACAAAGCGACAGGAAUGCCAGGACGCUCGCCGAGUUACCAGCGAAAGAUUCAGGAGCAGCAAGAGGCUGUGGUAAUGCCGGGGAAGCAUGCAGUUGAUCGGGCAGCGGUGCAAUUCGGAAGCAUGGGGCUGAACGGGACUACGGAAGAUGUGGACGUUGACAGUGAUCGAGAAGACGCUGAGACUCGGGCGCAACCACCUCAGCAUUCUCCAAUUGCACCAAGAGCUGCACUUCCACCGGCGCCUCAGCAACAGAGCUUCUCAUCUCAACCUCAGGUGAACGAUCCUCUUCCGACACCUAGACAAGCUCCAGGAUUGCCACCCGUAAUUCAACCAUCUGCCGUACAGCAGCCAAGUCAAGCCUUGCCAAAUGACACAGGCUUCCAGUCCCAAAAUUCGCAAUACGCGUACAAUCGCUAUGGACAACAGGCGCCUCAGCAAGAGAUAUCGGCGCCUGCGCAGAAGGCAUAUGAGCCGUUCGGUCAGCAGAUCCAGCAGUCUCAGCAGUUCGAUAACUAUCCCUCUACUUCCCAGGGACAAAACCCGCCUCACCAACAGACCCAGCCUCAGCAGGGCGGUUACUCGUCUACGUCAAACGACAUGUCCUCAUACCACACCUCCGAUGGUCAGCGAAAUGCUUAUCAGAAUAGCAUUUACGGAACCUAUGGUCAGCAAUCGCAGCAGAAUGCUCAAGAUGCUAGCGCAUCUCAGCAGAGAGGAAGUAGUGCUUUCGGUUCAUCUGCAGCCGAGCAAGGAUCUCAGUACGCAACCACUCAAGCUCAACAAUCUCAGAACCGAUUCGGCCAAACCGGCGAAGCUCAAACCAGCGGCCACUCGACCCCGAACCCUUCUUUAUCCGGUCAACAACAGCCAGGUCAACCGCAUCAAAUGCUUCAGCAACAGGCUCAAGGCCAGGCUGGAGGCCAGCAUGGAGGAUAUCCUUAUGGUCAUCCGUACUAUGGCCACCCGUACUAUGCCUCAUACGCGAACCAACAUCAAUACGGGUACGGCGGCAGCCAAGGCGGAUAUGGAGGAGGACCUUUCGGAGGUGCCGGAGGGAAGCAAGGCAUGUAUGGUCAACCACAUCAAGGGUAUGGGGCAUCCCCGCAGACGGGCUACGACCAGCAUUCAGCAUCACCAGCGAACACAGGUGCAUUCGCACAACAGCACGCGUCAUCUGGUAGAGACAGCGCUGCUCCCGGAGGUCUCGGCAACUAUGGGCGUACUGGGUCGACACAACCACCAGAGAACUCUCAGCAAUAUUCCGGAGCUGGUGCUAGCAACCAUGGUAGCAUGCCCGAUGUGUUUGGCCGUUCUCAGUCGACUUACCAGUCGCAGAACUCGGGGCUUGGGUCUCAUAUGGGCCAACAGAGCGGCAACGACGACCCACUUCGCAACUAUGGUGAUUCGUCCAAAGUACCUGGUGGCCCCAGUCCUGCGUUAGGCCAGCCUGGAGGACGUCCCGGGUCUGCUGCAAAUGUUCCAGGUCAGACAGGAUUGCCACAAUCCCAAGGCCAAGGUCAAGGUCAGAGUCAACAAGGCUACGGUGGAUAUAUGGGCCAUCAGAUGCAUGGUCAGCAGGGCUCGCAAUACGGUGGAGGGCCCGGAGGCUUAGGCGGCGGGCAUCAUCAGUCUGCAGGACAGAAUCACCAAGCCGGUGGCUACGGAGCUUACGGGCCUGGGUAUGGCUCGGGAUUCUAUGGAAACAGCAAUCGCGGUGGAUGGGGUGCCAACUAUGGGCACUAG
Messenger RNA from Letharia columbiana, 2910 nucleotides. RefSeq lists its product as uncharacterized. The transcript is spliced from 3 exons. The coding region runs from base 1 to 2910 and encodes 969 amino acids. The record is from RefSeq and is a predicted model, not a curated record. Gene Ontology annotation, cellular component: nucleus; cytoplasm. Gene Ontology annotation, molecular function: ubiquitin binding. Lineage: Eukaryota; Fungi; Ascomycota; Lecanoromycetes; Lecanorales; Parmeliaceae.